Molecule: messenger RNA, 1203 nt
Organism: Thermochaetoides thermophila DSM 1495
Lineage: Eukaryota; Fungi; Ascomycota; Sordariomycetes; Sordariales; Chaetomiaceae
Product: regulatory protein MIG1-like protein
Exons: 1
Coding region: 1-1203 (400 amino acids)
Cellular component (GO): cytoplasm; nucleus
Molecular function (GO): RNA polymerase II cis-regulatory region sequence-specific DNA binding
Source: RefSeq, a predicted model, not a curated record
AUGGCGACCGUCGGCCUGCUUCGUCCUAACGGACCGGUUCCUGCUGCGCCCCAGGCGCCCGAGCAGCCUACCGAGCUCCCCCGGCCUUACAAGUGCACCAUGUGCGACAAGGCCUUCCACCGCCUCGAGCAUCAGACCCGUCACAUCCGCACCCACACUGGCGAGAAGCCCCAUGCUUGCCAGUUCCCUGGUUGCAGCAAGCGCUUCUCUCGUUCCGAUGAGCUCACCCGUCACUCGAGGAUACACAGCAACCCUAACUCGCGUCGGGGCAACAAGGGCCAGGUGCAGCACCAGAUGAUGCACCGCAUGCAGCCCGAUGUCAUGCCCCCGCCGCCGGCUCCUAAGAUGAUUCGCUCGGCGCCUUCGACAGCCUUGUCGUCGCCGAACGUCUCACCGCCGCACUUCAGCACUUACACUCUGCCCCCUCCUCCGCCGUCCAUGCUGAGCCCGUACAACCGCAACGCCCUGGGAAGCCAGAGCGGGCCUGACAUGCCCAUGCUUGCCCGCGCUGCAGGUCAGCUCGAGCGUGAUUCUAUGAUCAGCCCACAUCACUACCCGCCAUCGACUUCAGCCGCAAGGCACCACGCGUCUCCCUACUACAACAGUAGCUCAUUGCACUCUCGGCCAAAUCCACUCCCUGGGCUCGGCGCCUAUCACAUGUCUCGCACGCACGCGGCUGAUGACCACGACGACCACUAUGGCCCUCACGCUUACCGCCAGCCCAAGCGCUCGAGGCCUAACUCUCCCAACUCGACCGCCCCGUCGUCCCCGACCUUCUCCCAUAACUCCCUCUCCCCGACUCCUGAUCACACCCCGCUGGCUACGCCGGCUCACUCCCCGCGGUUGCGCCCCUUCAGCGGCAUCGAGCUGCCUCCCUUCCGCAACCUUAGCCUACAAGGGCACACCACGCCUGCCCUGGCUCCUCUCGAGCCCCAGCCAGAUGGCCAUCGCGACCCUCCUGCGCCCUUGCUCCCUCCUCCGUCGGUCUCGCUAUCUACUACAUCGACCCCCUCGUCGAGGAGUAACGGCAUCUCGCUGAGCGACAUCCUCAGCCAGCCUGAUGGGUCCCAGCGUAAGCUGCCCGUGCCCAAGGUUGCGGUACACGACCUAUUAGGUCCUAGUGACCACUUUCCGAUGCCGGGGAGUGGCAGGAGCUCCGCCGCUGGCAGUGUAGCGGGGCCAGAUUUGUAUGACCGCAUUUAA